AAAAAUUUUGCAUUAAAAAAAUAAAAUAAAAUAAAUAUAUAUUUACCAUUAUUCACAACUCAUUACAAUAAGGUUUAUUAAUUAAGUACUAAGAACUAAGAAUGAAAAAUACUACUGCAGCAUUGAUUAAUCUUAGCUGAUUUCAACAUUUACUGAUGCAUUAUUAAAAAUAAAAGUUGUGCUUGUUAACAUUAGUUAAUGCACUGUGAAUUAACAAAGUAAAAAUGAACUGCAUUUUCAGCUAACAGAUGAAUUAAUAAUAAUAUAUUAAUUGAUGUUAACUGUUGGAACCUUUUAUAAAGUGUUACCCUGUUAUUUAAGCUUUAGUUAACAACUUCGUUUCAGGUCAAAUUCCGCACAAAAUCUAUAUCGGAAACAUUUCCUAAAAAAUUGCGUCUUUGUUUGUUCCGUUCUGUACUAAUGCACACAGACUAGGUUUAUCAUUAAUGUAAAUAGCGUGAUAAUUCUAGUCAUUUGAUGUGAUACAGAUAUAUUCAGUGCGGUGGUGUGUGUGCACUGCUUUAAAACGGAUGUAAUCCUGCAGCAGGACUGCCACCCAUUUCCUUCUAUUCUGUGAAGGGCUGUUUAGGAAGCCACGUUUGCGUGUUUGUGAGUGUGUGUAUCAGCCUGUAUUCUAGCAAUGGUUCAUUUGCUGCCAAAGGACACAUGCUGUGAAGUCCAUUUCCAUUCCAUUCAAUCGCAUUUCCACAAAGUUAUGACUGUAAAGUUAUAUGUAUGCGAACACAACCCUCCCUAUAUUAUAUUAAGCUGUUAAGUUGGCCUAACUUUCCAGUAUUCACCCAGACAGACUGACUCAGUGUCUUUUUUAUCAGAUGAAAGGUCUGUAAGUCAUUCCUGCAGAUUACAUGUUUAGAUACAGGAGAGCCUGUCAAACAAGCAUUUCAGCUGUGAAAGCCUUAUGUAAACUUACUUUGACAACACCUACAUAUAAGCUUGAUUAAAUCAAACUAAAUCCAUUCAAAAACAAAAUCAAACUCCUCAAUCAAAUACGACACCUGUCUUUUCUCACCUUUUUGUGUGUCCUACAGCGCAUUUGAUUUGUCCUUUUGAUGUUUAAUUAAUGUUGCUAAGAUCGCUUUAAAGACAUUUACAGUCUUUCUGUUUAAUUUUUAAUUUAAUUUUCUGUAUAAUUAUGUAUGUGUAACGGAGAGGAGUCAAAUGUAUAACAGUUUAUUUGGUCAUAGAGAGUUUGAAUGGAAGAUAACUGAAGCGUAUAUCACAGUUUCUGGAUGAUUAAGAGGAGAAGCCGGGAAUAGGAGAAACAGGAGACACUUAUGAGUAUGAGGAGACACUAGAAGGAACACAGGAGGUAAGUCAAACAGGUAAGUAUAAGUCAGGGUCCUCUAUAUGUAUAUGAGGCCGGACAAUGAGUGUGUGCUUAAGUACUGGCUGUUAAUGAGGUGCUUGACAGGUGCUCAGUGCUCUGGAGAGAUUGGGUGGUGGAUGAGCCUGGCCGUUCUGUUGCAGUACCCCCUCCUCAAUGGCCGUGGUCUACAUCUGCCCCGAGGUGCUGGACGAUCAGGAUGAGAGGGUCCAAGCACCGAAGGCGUUCUUCUUCUUUUGUUAAUCUUUGGAUCAUGCAGAGAACAGCAAAACUAAUUUUGCCAUAAAUGGGUCGAAGAAGCAAUGAAGCUAAGCAGAAGAGAGGUUCCUAUUUAUGGCCAAGCAAAGGUUUUUGCACUGAUCCCAUCGGUUCAGGAGGAAGAGGUUUUUGUGGUUCUAGAGGGCUCAACUCUAAUACAUGUUCUACAAACUAGAGUUCACAACAUGCUCUACUUCAUUGUUCCAGGUCAUAACCAGCCGGAGACUGUACAAGUUCGAGCAUAUAUAUUUACAGAUGAUGCUGUGAUGUGCGUGGGUGUGUCUCAUCUGACAUACGUGGAAGAUGACGCACAGGAGCUGGCUGAAUACCUGGUUACCCAUAGCGACUGUCUCAGCACCACUGAGCACAGACAUCUGAUUGGUCGAUAUGGUUUGAAUGACAGCUGCGCAAGGGCAGAUAUGGAUCAAAGGGUCACACUCGCACUAGCCAACCUACACACCCCUCACAGUCUUCUCGGACAGCCAUCACAAGAAUCUCUCCUGCAUGUGUGCGUGCGUCUGGGCUUUGUGAGCGUCUCUGAGUUUCUUCUCUGUCAACCUGGUGCCCUGAUGAUUAUCCGCUCGGCCAAUCAGGAUGGGGACACGCCCCUUCAGCUGGCCCAACAGACCAAUCAGCACACGCUGAUAAAACUCUUCAAGCAACCUCCUAAUCCAUUAGCCACGCCCCUUGCAGGCGUGUCACAAGUGUGGGCGGGUAAAUCCCACCUCCUCAGGUUUAGCCAUGCCUCUGGGAUGCUGUCACUGUCUGUGUGUGUUUCUGAGCCCUGUGCUACUGCACAAACCUUACAGUCAUCCAUAUUACUGCUGCGAGAUUGUGCGAGGGACUCCGCUCUGUUAAACAAGAUCAAAGGUCUGAGAGUGGAUACAGAGAGAAAAGCUGAAAGCAGCACUCUGUUUUCAUACCCAGGAUCACCAUACUCGCUGCUUCACAAUGCUUGGUUUAACAAUUCCAGUCAGGAUGAAGAUGAGGAACUUUUAUCAUCUGACGACUCUGUAGAUGGAUUCACAACUCAUACCGAUUCAACAAGCAGUUCACUCACUGGCUCCAGUGUGACCAUAACAAACAGCAUCAACACUUUGCAGGCUGCUGAGGAUCAGUCAAUUUAUCCUCAGGAAUCUUUUGACUCUUUUGAGUUUGAAUCAGACUCUACGGCAUCUGAACAAGAUUCUCCUGUCCAAGACAAAUUACCUAUCUGUAGUCCACAGGACGAGCUAGUCCCCUUCAGUGAUGAAGAAACGUCCACAGAGAUCACACGUACGUGGUGUAACAAGUCAGAGGAAGAAGAAAAAGAACAAUUCAUCCCUACUUUCAAAAGUGAAACUGAGAAAUAUAAAGUGAGUCGAACACUUAGCUUUCUUCGGAGUCGGAUGGUCAACACCAAAAUAAAAAACAAGGUAAAUGCCGAGGUUUCCACAGCCUUGCACCAGCUCUGCUCACCACAGGAGCCCGUUGAAGCAGCUUGUGAAGUCUGUGAGGGAGCUGACAGUGAUGAACCACAGCAGUGCUCAUACUGCUCCAUGAUCGUUCAUAAGACCUGCUGUGAUUCUGCACCUCUGUGUGUAAAGAAUCCUCAUCAGGCACUUCUAAAAAGCGCUGACUCUUCAGUGUUACUGUACUCGUCAAGUCAGAGUUCUCCAUCUCUGUCUCUGGUCAAUGACAACCACGCCAUGUCACACAGAAAGCGGAGUAACAGUGAGGGGUGUGGCCAUGAUUUCACUCUGCGAAAAAGCAAGUCUUUUAUUGGUUGUUCUUCCUCAAACCCCACCUCCAGCUCUGAUUCUUCAGCUCACAUAUCAUUUGACUACUCUGCUGAAUCUUGGAGUGCUGUCGUGGACACUGAAUUCAGAAGGACACUGGACAGAGAGGUGGUCAAGAGACAGGAGAUCAUCUAUGAGCUGAUGCAGACAGAAUUUCACCACAUCCAGACUCUCUCUGUCAUGGCUGACGUUUUGAGGCGGGGACUGUUGGAGGAAGUGCAGCUGGAGCUGGACGCGAUUGCUCAGAUUUUCCCCAGGCUGGAUGAGCUCUUAGCUUUGCACAGAAACUUUCUCAUAGACAUGGAGACCAGACAGCGCAUGUCUGUUCAGCCAGAAAUGCACAAGAACUACAUCAUAACACAAAUUGGUGAUAUUCUGUGUCAACAGUUUGCCGGCCGAAAUGCUUCUCAGAUGAUAGAACUGUACGGUGAUUUCUGCAGCCGGCAUCCAGAAGCACUGAAAAUGUAUAAGCAACUGCUACAGAGCAACAGGAAGAUGCAGUUAUUUCUCAGACAGCAGAGUACCAACUCUGUCAUAAAACGACGUGAAAUCCCAGAAUUCCUGUUGCUUGUUACCCAGAGAAUCACAAAGUACCCUGUUUUGAUUGAGAGACUUCUUCAACACACUGAUGAUGGCAGUGCCGAACGCUAUGAUAUCGCAGUGGCGCUGGAGGGUCUCCGGGCGGUGAUAGAGGACGUGGAACGGCGUGUGGGAAAUUACGAGCGUGCAAAGAAACUUCAAGAUAUCAUAAGUCGGCUAGACAACAAGAGCUGCACCCGCCUGAAGAAUGGAGAGAUCUUCAGCAAGCAAGACCUGCAGAAAACACACCGAACCCUCACACACUCUUCAGCGCUGACCUGUAGGACAACCUCUGGCAGACUGAGAGAUGUCCUUGCUCUGCUCCUCACAGAUGUUUUGGCUUUCCUUCAGGAGAAAGAGCAGAAGUUUGUCUUUGCUGCACUGGAGCAGAAGCCAUCUGUGAUGCCCUUGCAAAGAAUCAUUGUUAGGGAGAUAGCCAAUCAGGAGCGAGGACUAUUUCUGAUCAGUGGUGAUUGCUCUGUGGGGCCGGAGAUGUACGAGAUACACACACAGACUCGUGAGGAACGCAACAUGUGGAUGACGCUGCUGAGACAGGCCGCUGAUAGCCUUCCUGAUGAUCAGAGCAGGAUGAAAGAUGGGGAAAUCAAAGUCAAGAAGAUACAGAAAUUACAAGAGGCACUGUUCUCUCUGGAUCUGCAGCUGUGCACUGUUAUUGAAGAGAAGUUAAAGAUCUGUAGAGGGACUGGAAGAUGGACUCUGGCUACUUGCCGUCUACUCGUUCAACCCCACCCUGAGAACACCCCUCAGGGUGUCACUUUACUGUCUGACGCACAAGAAGAGGUGGUGAAGCUGGCUAUCACUUUGUUGACUUGGCUUUUUCCUUGCAUAUGGUCACCAAGUAACCAUGACAGCUUUGGCCAGGAAAGGGCAAACUAUAAUGAACAAAAUUUGCCAAGUCGGAGCAGGAGGAGUGCUUUGGUAGAAACAGGGGUGGGGCCUCUCACAAUAGCCCCAAUAAGCCCCGCCUAUCAAACUUAUUUAAAGGUAGCUGAGGGUGUUCACAACUUAAUCCACAUACUCUACAGUCUGCAGGCUGCUAUAAUAAUCCAAGACAGCUGCUUUGAAGUUCAAAAUCUCCUCCUCCUCGAGGGAGAAGCUCCGCCCCAAACUCUUACAAGUGAUUAUGAUGUCAAAAGGCAGCAGAGUUUUGAGGGCGGCGCUGUCGGCGGCACUGAGGCUGUGCAGCAGAAAGAACUGGAGCAGAGAGAGAGAGAGCAUGCUGAACUGACGGAGAGACUUUUGAAAGAGAGAGAGCAGUUUGAGGAAGAGUCACGGCUGCUUGAGGAGAAGAUGAGGAAGCUGAGAGAGGAAGAGAAGAGAGUAAACGAAGAGAGAGAGAAACUGAAAGAAGAGGGCAAGAAAAUGCAGAAAGAGAGGAAGAGUCUGGAGGCACAGAUAAGACUCAUUCAGCAUAAUUCUAAUCUUCGUCAAGGCAUCUUGCCUUCUAUCAUAUCACAGGAGAAAUGAAAUACAUUUAUGUCUAUGUUAAGUGUUUGUGUUAAAGAGAAAUUGCUGUUUUACUGGCAGAGUUAGAGACAAGAUAAAUGCUUUAAGACCAUUCCAUUUUAAAGAACUGAAAAAACAGCAUAUUUUUUGCUUUUUAGAGUUGUCUAUAAUUGGUUGUCUAAAAACAGGACUGCAGUCUUGUCUGAGACUCAGGGCCGAGCUAAUGUAGUCUCAAGACCUUGAUCAUGACUCCAACUCUGCUUGGUAGUGACGUGUAUCAGAGCUGUACUGUAAAUCUUUAUUUAAAGCUUUGGUGGUGAUACAGGAAAUCAUCAGUCAGAAGUAAAAUAAAAUUCAUUCCUAAUACUGCCACCAGUAUUUGAAUAA
This is a messenger RNA of Puntigrus tetrazona (Sumatra barb), 5814 nucleotides long. It is a transcript of the gene arhgef28b, whose product is annotated as rho guanine nucleotide exchange factor 28. Gene Ontology annotation, biological process: regulation of Rho protein signal transduction. The record is from RefSeq and is a predicted model, not a curated record. Gene Ontology annotation, molecular function: guanyl-nucleotide exchange factor activity. The transcript is spliced from 33 exons. The coding region runs from base 1648 to 5448 and encodes 1266 amino acids. Lineage: Eukaryota; Metazoa; Chordata; Actinopteri; Cypriniformes; Cyprinidae.